Trachymyrmex septentrionalis is the source of this 540-nucleotide messenger RNA. RefSeq lists its product as uncharacterized. The record is from RefSeq and is a predicted model, not a curated record. Gene Ontology annotation, molecular function: nucleic acid binding. NCBI's taxonomy places the organism in Eukaryota, Metazoa, Arthropoda, Insecta, Hymenoptera, Formicidae. The transcript is spliced from 2 exons. Bases 1 to 540 code for a protein of 179 amino acids.
AUGGGCCGGCAUUUGCGAGCAAGUAGUUUCAAGAGUCUGUAUUGCGAAAUGCUAUUAAGCAUAACUGUACCGUAUCACUCUGCGUCAAACGAGGCGGCGGAGAAUGCUGUGCGCACUUUUAAAAAGAAGUUUAAAGUACUGUUUAAGGAUAAUAUGAAACACGAUGCUUUAUGUAAAUAUUUGUUUUAUUAUCGCUCGACACCACAUUGUACGACGGAAAAGACACCAGCGGAAUUGCACUUAAACAGACGUUUAAGAACGAGACUAGAUAUAAGAAGUAGAGUUGAGCAGAAGCAAAGUGAUGAGCAACGUUUUUUUAGGGGCAAUCGUGCAGUUAUUUUUGGAAUUAACGACUCGGUGAUGGCUAAAGAUUAUAGGAUUAAGUCGUGGAGACAAGCAACAAUUGUUGAACAAACUAGUCCGGUUACUUAUGAUGUUAAAACUGAUGACGGAUGUAUCUGGAGACGUCACAUUGAUCAAUUGCGGAUAUGUAAUCUGCGUUCAUCGGUAUCUAGUACGAUCAAGAGCUGGAACUACUGA